AGAACCUUUUUGUUUUUGGAAGGACUUGCAUGAGUUUGGCACAUCUUUAUUUGCUAAAGCUUUUAAAAGUAUUUUGCAAAUCCAAAGGAAAUAUAUGGUUUUGCUGGAAAAUGUGAGUUCAGUGGCUCCAAAGCAAGGGUCAUCAGGAUUAGGGACUCUGCGAGGCGUGAGUUGAGCAGCAGUUUGUGGAUUGGAGAUAAUUGCCUCAUUAACCUCUUCAUGUUCAGUUUUGUACUGGAGUAAUCAGGAUAGCGCAUCAGCUAGGAAGUUUUUCCUUUCCGAAUUUUACAACCAACAGCAAUGACUGCCAUAAACUACUUUUUUUCUACAAAUUACUGGACUUGAGUAGUACUUGCAAGAGUGGAUAUUUAAUUGCCAGAGAUGUUUGUGCUGCUCUGUAUAAUAGGUUUUGCUUUCUGUAUCAAUGGUCAACCUCUCCAAAGCCAGUUUAAAGGAGAAAACUACUCCACAAAAUAUGUUUGUAGUAUACCUGGGUUACCUGGCCCCCCAGGCCCUCCUGGAAACCAUGGCUCACCUGGACCACAUGGCCGGAUUGGAAUCCCAGGACGAGAUGGCCGAGAAGGCAAGAAGGGAGAAAAGGGUGAGAAAGGAAAUGCAGGUUUAAGAGGAAAGAUGGGUCCUGCAGGACAAACUGGAGACAAAGGAGACCAAGGGCAGCCUGGCAAAAGAGGGCCUACAGGAUUAGUAGGAAAUAAAGGUGACAUAGGACCUCUUGGUCCAGCAGGACCAAAUGGGGAGAAAGGUGAAAGAGGAAAAACAGGUCCACCGGGAAUUUGUAAAUGUGGACAAAUCAUACUGAGAUCAGCUUUCUCUGUUGGUAUUACUACAAGUUACCCAGAAGAAAGAUUGCCAAUCAUAUUUAACAAAGUUCUUUUUAAUGAAGGGGGACAUUAUAAUCCUUCAACAGGAAAAUUCAUUUGUGCCAUCCCAGGGAUUUAUUAUUUCUCCUAUGACAUUACACUGGCAAAUAAACAUCUUGCCAUUGGCCUAGUUCAUAAUGGAAAGUUCCGGAUAAAAACAUUUGAUGCUAACACAGGAAACCACGAUGUGGCAUCUGGGUCAACUGUUAUUUACCUUCAACCUGAGGAUGAGGUGUGGCUUGAAAUCUUCUACACUGACCAAAAUGGUCUCUUUUCUGAUCCCACAUGGGCAGACAGUUUGUUUUCAGGAUUUCUCUUAUAUGUAGAUACAGAUUACCUUGAUGCUCUGUCAGAUGAAGAUGACCUGUGAUGGAGAUGGCUACAUACAUCUAAAUGAACAAAAGGCAGUGGACAGAAUCUGCCCAUCUAUUUUUAUAAGCCAAUGCUUUUGUCUGGAAUUUUGUUUUUGUUGUCAAAGGUCCCAAAGUAAAAGACUUAUUUUCAAAUAAUAGAAA
Messenger RNA from Crotalus tigris (Tiger rattlesnake), 1396 nucleotides. It is a transcript of the gene C1QTNF7, whose product is annotated as C1q and TNF related 7. Gene Ontology annotation, molecular function: protein binding. NCBI's taxonomy places the organism in Eukaryota, Metazoa, Chordata, Lepidosauria, Squamata, Viperidae. The record is from RefSeq and is a predicted model, not a curated record. Bases 382 to 1251 code for a protein of 289 amino acids. The transcript has 5 exons.